This is a messenger RNA of Ochotona curzoniae (black-lipped pika), 808 nucleotides long. Its product is annotated as DNA dC->dU-editing enzyme APOBEC-3A-like. Gene Ontology annotation, cellular component: cytoplasm; nucleus; P-body. Gene Ontology annotation, molecular function: RNA binding; cytidine deaminase activity; zinc ion binding. The record is from RefSeq and is a predicted model, not a curated record. Bases 53 to 808 code for a protein of 251 amino acids. Gene Ontology annotation, biological process: defense response to virus; DNA cytosine deamination; cytidine to uridine editing. The transcript is spliced from 5 exons. Lineage: Eukaryota; Metazoa; Chordata; Mammalia; Lagomorpha; Ochotonidae.
UUCAGGCUGUAACAGCAACAGGAGCAUCAAGAGCCAGGAGCCAGGAAGGAGCAUGGAUGACAGCAUAGCACCAAGGCCCAGAGUCCUGAUGGAACCAGAGAUGUUCAAGCAACAGUUUGCAAAUGAAGAUCAAGGCUGUGGGCUGAGGCAGACCUACCUGUGCUACGAAGUGGAGCGCUGGGACGGGAGCUCCUGGGUCCCCAUGGCAGAGCACCAGGGCUUCCUGCGCAACCAGCCUAGAUCCCGCCAUGCAGAGCUGUGCUUCCUGGACCUGCUCUCUCACUGGCAGCUGGACCCCGCCCAGCGCUACAGGAUCACCUGGUUCAUCUCCUGGAGCCCGUGCUCCGAUUGUGCAGAGCACGUGGUCACCUUCUUGGGGAACAGCAAUCAUGUGAACCUGCGCAUCUUUGCUGCUCGCAUCUACACUUUGUCCAGAUAUCAAGAAGGGCUGCAGGCCCUGCAGAAGGCUGGAGCCCCGGCAGCCAUCAUGUCCCUUGAUGAGUUUGCUUACUGCUGGAACACCUUUGUGGACAACCAGAAUUGUCCCUUCGAGCCCAGUCCCGGGCUGGCCAACGCCAUUCAGUGCCGGGAGGAAGGGCUGCAGCACAUCCUGCAGCCCUCCAGGGUUUCUCUGUUCGGCUCCAGUCGCCCUGGGGACGCGCACCCGUCUUGGACCGCCCAGCGGGCCCAGGUUCCAGCUUGCUCCGCCCAGGGCGGUGGCCCCGAGCCCGGUGGUUGUUCCGGCCGCCGCCCGCAGGGGGCACAUGGGGACCGGACUCGCAGGCGCUGCUUCCCCUCCGCCCCUUAA